Messenger RNA from Lymnaea stagnalis (great pond snail), 2364 nucleotides. Lineage: Eukaryota; Metazoa; Mollusca; Gastropoda; Lymnaeidae. The record is from the annotation of a GenBank genome assembly.
AGUCACUUACGGUACAUCUUCUGGACACUGUCCAGUCUAGGAAUCGUUCUGUCCAUUGGGCUUCUUGGGUUCAACAUCGCCAAGAAAUCGCACAGGUCAGUGUUGACUUGGUACAUUUGACAAGGUGGUUGGUUGGCUGACUUGAUCCACAUAUGCGAUACACACAGGGGAUACGCACAGGCGAUACAUACAUACGAUACACACAUUCGAUAUACACAUUCGAUACACACAUUCGAUACACACAUACGAUACACACAUUCGAUAAACAUUUGAUACACUCAUGCGAUAUACAAAUUCGAUACACACAUAUGAUACACACAUACGAUACACACAUUCGAUACACACAUUCUAUAAACACAUUCGAUACACACAUUCGAUACACACAUUCUAUAAACACAUUCGAUACACACAUUUGAUACACUCAUGCGAUAUACAAAUUCGAUACACACAUAUGAUACACACAUACGAUACACACAUUCGAUACACACAUUCCCUAAACACAUUCGAUACACACAUUCGAUACACACAUUCGAUACACACAUUCGAUACACACAUUCGAUACACACAGGCGAUACACACAUAAGAUAUGCACAUACGAUACGCACAUAGAUACACACAUAGGCGAUACACAUAGGCGAUACACACACGCGAUACACACAUACGAUACACACAUGAUUGUUAAUUGUUGGAGUGGAACACAUAAGUUUGUUGCUUGCAAAGACGAACAUUUUCCCUUGGUAUUCAAUUGUAAAAUGCGAGAUCUUAUAUGAAAGAAUAUGUCACUUAGUAAAAUUACCCAUUAGCACUGCCGAUGUAUAAAAACGGUAUUUUUUUUAAAAUAAUAAAACCACCAUCAAGAUAAUGAAUGUUUUUUAUGGACUUUUAUAUAUUUUUUAAUUUGCUUGACAUAUUUUUUUUUCGUCAAGGAUCAUCAAAAUGUCAUCACCUCGCCUCAACAACAUCAUCCUUGUGGGGUGCAUGGUUGCCUACAGCACCAUCUAUCUCCUAGAUGUAGAGGGGGAGGAAGCUCAGCCGGCUUGUGUGGUAGGCUGGAUGUGUGGCUUAAUGUUUGUGUGGUUUUUUGGGGACCAGUGGGGUAAUGUUAGUAGUUUUUUGGGACCAGUGGGGUAAUGUUAGUGGUUUUUGGGACCAGUAGGGUAAUGUUAGUGGUUUUUUGGGACCAGUGGGGUAAUGUUAGUGGUUUUUUGGGACCAGUGGGUUAAUGUUAGUGUUUUUUGGGACCAGUGGGGUAAUGUUAGUGGUUUUUUGGGUCCAAUGGGGUAACGUUAGUGGUUUUUUGGGACCAGUUGAGUAAUGUUUGUUGUUGGUGGGACCAGUGGAGCGAUGUUUGUUGUUGGUGGGACCAGGGGAGCGAUGUUUGUUGUUGGUGGGACCAGGGGAGCGAUGUUUGUUGUUGGUGGGACCAGGGGAGCGAUGUUUGUUGUUGGUGGGACCAGGGGAGCGAUGUUUGUUGUUGGUGGGACCAGUGGAGCGAUGUUUGUUGUUGGUGGGACCAGGGGAGCGAUGUUUGUUGUUGGUGGGACCAGGGGAGCGAUGUUUGUUGUUGGUGGGGCUUGAGCCUCAUGUUAAAAGGUGAUGGUACGUGUUGAUACAUGUUUAGGGUUGAUAGUUUCAUGUUUAAAAGAUCUUGAUGCAUGUUUGUGGUUGAUAGCUGCAUGUGUAGAGUUUGAGAAGUGUGAGGUAGUUUCAUAAUUCUAUUUAUGGGAUAAGGAGACAUGUUUGUGAUUUUUUUUUUUUUUAUUGUUUGAUUUUUAUGUUUGGGUACUUUGUUUGAGAAAUAUUUCAAGUAUAUUUUUUUAAAAUCAAUUGGAAUGUGUUAAGAUAUUUGUUAUAAGUAGCUGGUGCUGUCGGCUGGGCAAGGGUGUUAAGAUAAUAUGUGUUAGAAGUAGCUGGUGCUGUCGGCUGGACAACGGUGUUAAAAUAUGUGGUAAAAUUGUAUGGUGUUGUUGGGGAGGUGGGUAGUAUGUUAAGAUGUGUGGUAAAGGUAUCUUGUGGGGGGGGGAAGUAGAGUGUUAAGAUGUCAUGUUAGUGGUUUUGAUAGUGGUUUUUGGUGUUAAGGUGUGUGGUAAAAGUGUAUGGUGUUGUUUGGGAGAGGGGGGUAGUGUGUUAAGAUGUGUGGUAAAAGUAUCUGGUGUUGUGGGGGGAAAGCGUGUUAAAUACAAUAAAAAUUAUACGUUUCGUACCAUAUCCCAGAUUAUUUGUCUGUGUGUUCUACACCCCGAUGUAAUGUAUGCAUGAAUACAUCCGACAGAUUCGAACCUUCACCAUUGUCUUCAGUUUCUCGUUGAGUUUUGGCGCCUUGUUCGCUAAGACCUGGCGGGUUUACGAGAUCUUCACAGCGGG